AUGAAGAAUAUUCACAGCGAUUCGUUUCUCCCCCAGCCGAUCCGAACAAGAUGCCAAGUAAAAAGUAAGAACAAGCAGUGUCACUCGUAUCAAUCCAGCGUAAGAAUCACCAAAUUAUCUCUUCGUGAAUCGUUGGAAAAGAGUGACAUAGUAUCUCAAUCAACGAAACAGCAUUCCGGAGCGAGCUGUACGAGAUUUAUUUCUCAAAAGAUUUAUCCCAACACCUACGUUCGACCGGCAGAAGAUGCAUUAGCACAUAGUCCACCGGAUAAAAACGGCCAGAAUGAUCUUUCAUCAUUCUCAAUCAAGCAGACGACACCAUACAAUUUUGCAUCAUUAUUACCUUCUGGAAUAUCUUGUGUCACUCAUCCAAUUGUUGGUAUCAAGAAAAACAAGGCUUCCAGUAGAUCAUAUACAAAUAAAGAAAAUCGUAUACAAUCUUUUGACGAUCAUCGAAAACGAAAAAAACGGCAAAAGCGUUGUUGCUGCUCAUGUACUCCAUUGUGCACGUUUUUAUCAACCAUGGGCGGGAUUUUUCUUGCUGUUCUUCUUGCUGGAAUCCUUGUGAAAAUUCUAUCAAGAAAGGAUACUAACAUCAAAACGACGACUACAACAUCCACAGCGUCAACGACAAACACGACAGCGAUUUGCAGUCCACCUUGUCUCAAUGGUGGCACUUGUGUGCUUUCCAAUAAUACAUGUCUAUGUAUUUCUGAUGUCUGGACAGGAUCACAGUGUCAAACACCGAUGAGAAUCUUCUGGGCAUUCGACAAUAAUCUGCUUGACUUAUACGGAAACUUUCCUGGCAGUGGGAAAAACAAUCCAACCUACCAAUCGCCUGGAAUUACCGGCUAUGGUUCAUGUUUGUAUCUCAACGGUUCACUAAAUCAAUCGGUGACGGUUUACGAACCUCCGUUUUUGAAUAUGGCGUAUACAUCGUUCUCCUUAACCGUUUGGGCUCGAGCGAAUUCGUUCCGAACUGGAUGCGGUAUUGGAAUUUGUGAUAAUGCUAUAUUUGGUCAACAUGAUCAAAACACCGUGCGCCGCUCUCUGCAUAUUACAGUGAGAUAUCAAACGAUCUACUUGGGAUUCUACGGUGAUGAUAUAAGUGGUAGUCUAGUUCUUCAGCCUCUAGUAUGGUAUCAUAUGGCAUUUGUCUAUGAUUAUCAGAAUCGAGAACAAUUAGUAUAUGUUAAUGGAGAUCUUGAUAACUCAGGGUCUCUUAAAGGCCCGUAUGAAGGUAUCAGUGGUGAUCUAACCAUUGGUACCAAUGGGGUCGGUUCACCGAACUUCUGGGAUGGUUGUCUCGACCAAAUCACGUAUUUUUCUCGCGCCAAAAGUGCUGCUGAGGUAUUACGAGAUGCUACCCUUACAGUUUCAUAUACAUUCAACAACAAUACACUUGAUGACGGUCCUCUCGGGAUUAAUGGUACUGGUAUCAAUGUGCAGUAUUCCCCUUUUGGUCGAGUCAAUCAAAGUCUAAAACUAUCGAACAGUUCGUCUUUUGUUGAAGCUCGUGGUCUUGUCUAUUUGGGUACAAACGGCUAUUCCUAUUCCAUCGUCAUCUGGAUUCGACCUACUUCAGUCGCAGGUGGCACGAUUGUUCAUGUAUCACCUACUUCAGGGACUAUAACAUGGUCAAUGCCAAUGCUUGGUUUCACAAAUGCAGGCAAUAUCGGUGUUCAAAGUUGUAGUAGCAGCGGUGUGGUUUCUUUGAUAGGACCCCUCAUCUCUACUGGAGUAUGGACACAUGUCGCCAUCACUUAUUCAUCAUUGAAUGGAUUGCGACUAUGGAUUAAUGGCACGCUAUUCAAUACAUCAUCACCGAAUUUUGUAUGGUCGACGAUCAACGCACCCGUGACAAUUACAUUGGGUGCCUCACCGAGUAACGUUGGUGCUUGUGCAUCUGGUGUGAUCACCACAGGUCAAUAUUCUGAUUUGUUAGAUGAAUUUCAGUUAUACUCAAGAGAACUAUUAGCAGCUGAAGUCAUGAAUCUAGCUACUCCUUAG
Molecule: messenger RNA, 2010 nt
Organism: Adineta ricciae
Lineage: Eukaryota; Metazoa; Rotifera; Eurotatoria; Adinetida; Adinetidae
Source: the annotation of a GenBank genome assembly